Molecule: messenger RNA, 1121 nt
Organism: Podarcis raffonei (Aeolian wall lizard)
Lineage: Eukaryota; Metazoa; Chordata; Lepidosauria; Squamata; Lacertidae
Product: craniofacial development protein 2-like
Exons: 2
Coding region: 135-1121 (328 amino acids)
Molecular function (GO): catalytic activity
Source: RefSeq, a predicted model, not a curated record
ACUCAGAGAAGCUAUGAACUACGCCGAGCAGGGCACACAAGAUGAACAGGUCAUAGUGGAGAGUUUUGACCAAACGUGAUCCACCUGGAGGAGGAACCGGCAAGCCACUCCAGUAUCCUUGCCAAGAAAACUCCAUGGACAAAGACAGCAGGCAUAUAAAAGUUAUGACGCUGGAAGAUGAGCCCCUCAGGUCGGAAGGCGUCCAACAUGCUACUGGGGAAGAGCGGAGGGCAAGUACAAGUAGAUCCAGAGCUGAUGAAGCGGCUGGGCCAAAGCCGAAAGGACGCUCAGUUGCGGAUAUGCCUGGAAGCGAAAGGAAAGUCCAAUGCUGUAAAGAAAAAUAUUGCAUAGGAACCUGGAAUGUAAGAACCAUGAACCUGGGUAAGUUGGAGGUGGUCAAAAAUGAGAUGGCAAGAACAAAUAUUGACAUCCUGGGCAUCAGUGAACUAAAAUGGACGGGAAUGGGCGAAUUCAGUUCGGAUGACCAUCACAUCUACUACUGUGGGCAAGAAACCCGUAAAAGAAUUGGAGUGGCCCUCAUAGUCAACAAAAGAGUGGCGAAAGCUGUACUGGGAUGCAAUCUCAAAAAUGAUAGAAUGAUCUGGAUACGAAUCCAAGGCAGACCUUUUAACAUCACAGUAAUCCAAGUUUAUGCACCAACCACUGGUGCUGAAGAAACUGAAAUUGACCAAUUCUAUGAAGACUUACAACACCUUAUAGAAGUGACACCAAAGAAGGAUGUUCUUCUCAUUAUAGGGGAUUGGAAUGCUAAAGUAGGGAGGCAAGAGAUAAAAGGAACAACUGGCAAGUUUGGCCUUGGAGAUCAAAAUGAAGCAGGGCAAAGGCUAAUAGAGUUCUGUCAAGAGAACAAGCUGGUCAUCACAAACACGCUUUUCCAACAACACAAGAGACGACUCUACACAUGGACAUCACCAGAUGGGCAGCAUCGAAAUCAGAUUGAUUAUAUUCUCUGCAGCCAAAGAUGGAGAAGCUCCAUACAGUUGCGUGGCAAAUCCCCUCCCCCAUCUAGAGGCUUCUUUGAGCUGGAAGCUGUACAAAGGACUGGGAGUUCAACCGAAGUGAAUGGAAAGAUAGCUGAGAUUAACCAGACGCUUAAUUAA